AGGCGCCUAACAGGCACUUUCCCUCUCCGCUGUACCAGGCCCAUGUGGUUUGCAAAGAAGAAGCAGACCGUACACUUUAGCACUUUACAAAGUCUUCUCUGGAUUGUUUCUACGCCUGAAUGUUCGUGAGAAAGAGCGGAUUAAAAUGUUGUUAGAAGCGCAGGACGGGGAGCAAACGGAGGUGUUCGCAUCAGUAGCAGCUUCUGUGCAGGUGCAGGUAGAGCCAGUCGGUCGCUGGUUUGAAGCAUUCAUCAAACGCAGAAAUAGAAACGUUUCAGCAUCGUUUCAGGAGUUAGAGGAAGAGGAAGAGUCUUCUGAAGAAUCAGAUGAUGAAGAGUUUACGCUGCAGGAGUGCUCCAGCCUCAGAACACUAGACCCCAAAGAGUGGAAGAAUCAGGAUCACUAUGCUGUCUUGGGCCUCCCUCACCUCAGAUACAAUGCCACUCAGAAACAAAUCAAAGCUGCACAUAAGGCCAUAGUUCUGAAACAUCAUCCAGACAAAAGGAAAGCAGCAGGAGAACAGAUCGUAGAAGGAGACAAUGACUACUUCACCUGUAUCACUAAAGCUAUCGAGAUCCUGUCUGACCCUGUGAAGCGGAGAGCGUUUGACAGUGUGGACCCGACCUUUGACAACAUGGUGCCUUCAAAGAGUGAAGGAAAAGAGAACUUCUUUGAGGUUUUCGGACCUGUUUUUGAGAGAAACGCCCGAUGGUCUUCCAAAAAACACGUCCCCAAACUUGGAAUGCUGGAGUCCACGUUCGAAGAAGUGGAUAAUUUCUACUCUUUUUGGUAUAACUUUGACUCAUGGAGGGAGUUCUCAUAUUUGGACGAAGAGGAAAAGGAAAAGGCAGAAUGUCGAGACGAGAGGAGGUGGAUUGAGAAGCAGAACCGAGCUUCCAGAGCUCAGAGGAAGAAGGAGGAGAUGAACCGCAUUCGCACCUUAGUCGAUACUGCCUACAGCUGUGACCCUAGAAUAAAGAAAUUCAAAGAAGAAGAAAAGGCUCGAAAAGAGUCUGAGAAAAAAGCCAAAGCUGAUGCCAAGAAGAGAGAGCAGGAGGAGAGGGAGAAGGCUCGUCAGGCAGAGUUGCAGGCUGCUCGUUUGGCCAAAGAGAAGGAGGAGGAGGAGGCAAGACAGGCUGCGCUCCAGGCCAAAAAGGAGAAGGAUAUUCAGAAGAAGGCUAUCAAGAAGGAGAGGCAGAAGCUCCGCACAAGCUGCAAGAACUGGAAUUACUUUGCUGAUAACGAGGUGGACAGUGUUAAAAUGAUGGAGGAGGUAGAGAAACUCUGCGAUCGGCUCGAGCUAACCAGUUUACAGUCCCUGAAUGAAGUCCUGAUGUCUGGCUCCAAAGAGGAGAGCAAAGCAGCUGUGGAGAAGCAGGUGGAGGAGGUGAAUGUGGCUCUGCAAAGGGAGCGCGAGGCAGAGGUGCAAGCCCAGCAGGCGUCGCGGGUGUCAGAGCAGGCCUCAGGCGGAGGGGGCUCUGGGGCAAAGGGGUGGAGCCAGGAUGACCUACAGCUGCUCAUCAAGGCCGUCAACCUGUUUCCAGCUGGGACCAAUGCACGGUGGGAGGUGAUCGCCAACUACAUGAACAUUCAUUCGACCAGCGGCACCAAAAGGACUGCCAAAGAUGUUAUCAACAAGGCCAAGAACCUCCAGAAACUCGAUCCAAACCAGAAAGAUGAGAUUAACAAAAAAGCCUUUGAGAAGUUUAAGAAGGAGCACACCUGUGUCCCUCCCUCCAUCGACAACGCCACUCCCUCUGAGAGAUUUGAAACCACAGAGAAUAACCCGGUUCCUUGGACUACGGAGGAGCAGAAACUCCUGGAGCAGGCGCUAAAGACGUACCCAGUGAGCACCCCCGAGCGCUGGGAGAAGAUUGCUGCAGCGGUCCCCGGGCGCAGCAAGAAGGACUGUAUGAAGAGGUACAAGGAGCUGGUGGAGAUGGUUAAAGCCAAGAAAGCAGCUCAAGAACAGGUUUCGGGGAAGAGUAAAAAAUGACACGACGCAGUGGAAAUAGUAUGUUAUUUUAUCAUUAUUGUUAUUGUCUUUAUUUUAUAAGAAAACAUUAAAAGGAUAACAAA
Periophthalmus magnuspinnatus is the source of this 2079-nucleotide messenger RNA. It is a transcript of the gene dnajc2, whose product is annotated as DnaJ (Hsp40) homolog, subfamily C, member 2. NCBI's taxonomy places the organism in Eukaryota, Metazoa, Chordata, Actinopteri, Gobiiformes, Gobiidae. Gene Ontology annotation, cellular component: cytosol. The coding region runs from base 146 to 1996 and encodes 616 amino acids. The record is from RefSeq and is a predicted model, not a curated record. Gene Ontology annotation, biological process: 'de novo' cotranslational protein folding; regulation of translational fidelity. Gene Ontology annotation, molecular function: ribosome binding; Hsp70 protein binding. The transcript has 16 exons.